GUUGGUCACACUGUUUGCAGCGCUAAGUAAAGUGAAUAUGGCGAGUCUUGGGGGUCAACACGAAAAUAUUUCGAAUAAUCCAGAAGUGGAAAACACAUCCAAGCGAUCCGAAAGUCGCGAGGGCAGUGCCGAGCGAAAAGCGUCCAAAGACCGCGAGGAGAAGCUGAAAUAUGCCCGCGAUCGACAAAAUGAGGAGCGGCACCGGAAGAUCGAGGAGCUGCGCGCCCAGGCGGAGGCCGCCCAGCGGUAUCGCGAACAGAAGGAGGAGGAGCGCCGGCGACGGAUCGAGGAGAUCCGCAUCCGGGACACAGAGAAGCGCCACCAGGUGGAGGAGCGCAAAAAGGCCAUCUUCGAGGCCGAAAAGGAGCGUCGCGAGUAUAUUCUCAAAAAGAAUCAGGAACGCGAAUCCCGGAUAGAAGUCAAAAGGCGGGACAGAAACUCCAUCGGCUUCGCUUUUGGCUCCUCGACUCCCCGCCUGCUGGAUGUGCCCGCGGAUUAUGGUCUGGUAUCGCCCAGUGCCUUUUGGGGUCAGCGGAGAUCCACAUCUAUAUCGAACGUAGCGGGCGCCUCGCUCUCACGUCGAAGUUCAGAGCGUGAACUUGCCGACAGUGGUGCUAAGAAGCGUGCCUCCUCCUCGACGGACAGACAAGAUGAUCACCGACGCAAGUCUUCCUCCAUGUACGAGGUGUUCAAUUGGGGCUAUUCCAAUGACGAGCCGCCAAAGCGGUUCUCGCUCUCCAUCGCCGGCAGCGAGAUAAAUAUCGAUGGGCCGGCCAAUCCCAAUACGCCGCCCACUUCCAACAAACAAACAGCCAACGCGCACAGACCUACAAAUCUCACAACAACCACAGCAACAAGCACCUCAACUGCAGGCCACAACAACUUUAACAACCAUAACUCGUAUCGUAAGGAAGAUAGUUGCGUUGACACAUCACCCAUGGUGUUCCGAAGCGUUUACCGCAGGAAAACGGACCUCAUGCCGACAAUACCCAGCCCCCGAGACGGGCACUAUGGUUCGCGCAGCUCCCUGAGCACCACGCCGGCCAGAACCCCAGGACGGGCGUACUCGAUGAACCGCUUGGACCAGCUGGCGCAGCCGAUUCGGCGGAACGGGGAGCACAUGCGGGCCAUCCUGGAGCGGGAGCGGCGCGAGCGGGAGCUGGAGAUGCUGGACGAGACCGCCUCGCUGGGCGGCGGUGGGCGACGCGGCGCGGCGGCGUCUCGAGCCCGUCGGGCGGGAAGCGCCGGUAGCGGCAGCUCCACUGCCGCCGGCAUCAUGUCCCGCAGCAUGACCCAUCUGGCCGGAGGAGGAGGAGGAGGUGGCCAGCGGGAACGCGGAAAGUACUCGCUGGGCGGCGGAAUCUCGACCAGCUUCCGACCGCUGGCCAGCGGAGCCGGCGGUCAGCGGGACUCCACCAGUAAGAGCAUGACACAGAUUAGCAGUUGGUCGGUUUAUGGCAGCACAGCACCACCCAACCACCAAAUGCACCACUACCUGCGACAGUCCACACUCGGCCUGCAAACUGCGGCAACUAAGAAAUACCUCCAGUCAUCAUUUGCCUCAGCCUCAGCCUCAUCCUUCAACUCUGCAUCCUUACGCGCGAACUGGGCGACUGGGCGUGGCCAGCAGCAGCAAUAUGCGAUCUCUACUAACCCCCACCGUUUUCUCGAUCUCGAUCCCAACUCAUUGUUGCUCAUGAACUCUGCUAGUUUGUUAGUGAAUGCAGGCUCGCGAUCGGGAAAUGCCACGCCCGGCGGACACUUUAACAGCUCAAGGCCCGGCAGCGCCAUGUCCACAUCGACAAACAUGUCCACAUCCGGGCUGGUGCCCAGGCGACCGGCCACGGCGCCCCGGAAACCGAGGCCCGCUAGCAUCGCCGGAACGGGCAUGUCCCUCGAGGAGAUCAACAAACUGAAGAGGGAUCAAAAGCCACCCGUGAAGACGACAGCCGCCUCGCCAUCCGCACAAACGACACCCAAACGAACUGCAAACCUGAUGUCCACCUCCCUGAUCGUGACCUCCAGCUCAUCGCGGCUGAGCAGUGCCGAGAAGAAGACGCCUUCAAAGCGGGAACCUCCGGUGCCCAAGGCGGCAUCCGCUUCCAAGGCUCUGCCAAGUCGCACGGCCAGUUCGGAGCGCAUCAGCCGGCUCAGCAAGGAGCCGAAAACCAAGGACAACUCUGCGAUGACCAGGUCCAUGAUUGUCACCAGCAGCAGUUCCACUACAACCACCACAAAAGCGGCUCCUGCACCGGCACCGGCACCCGUACCCGCACCCAUUUCCGCCCCUGCUCCCGAGCAGAAUGGCGUGGCCAAGGAGGUGCUGCCUGAGAAGACGCCCGCAGAGGAGCCAGUUCCUGAGGCAGCACCAGUUCCUAUCGAGGCACCUGUUGCCGUUCCUUCGGUGAGCAAGGCCGAGAAGGAGGCUCUGAACUCGGAGAAAACGGAAGAAGUGGUGCGCCAGGUGGAGGAGGAGCAAACUUUAUUAGUGGAACCCGUGCCGGAGGAGGCCUUGAUAGCCUCAAUUAAUGUAGAGGAAAAGUCGGACGAGGGCACCGAAAAGGAGACAGCCAAGGCCCAGGAGCAGGCUGCGCCCAAGAAACCGUCGCGCAGCAAGGAGAACUCCGAGGUGCGGGAACUGACGCCGCCGGAGGGCGCCGAUCUGAUGACCGCAUCGAUGAUGGCCAAGAAGAUCACGACCGAGGAGGAGGCCAAGGCCGCUUUGGCCGAGAGACGACGCCUGGCCCGCGAGGAGGCCGAACGACAGGCGGAAUUAGAGCGCCAACGACUGGAGGCUGAACGCCUGGCAGAGAUCAAGGCCCAGGAGGAGGAGGCCGAGCGCCAGCGCCUGUUCGAGGAGGAGUCCACUCGCCUGGCCGAGGAACAGCGCCGCGGCGAGGAGGAGCGUCUGCGCAAGGCCAUCGAGGAAGCCCAGCAGCGCGAGGAGGAGGAGAAACGCAAGCGCGAGGAUGAGGAGAAGCAGCGUGUGGAGCGCGAGGAGGCCGAGAAGAAGGCCAAGGAGGAGGCGGAGAAGCAGCGCGUCGAGGUGGCCGAGCGGCUCAAGCGGGAGGAGAAGGAGCGCGAGGAGCGCCGCAAGCGGGUGGAGGCCAUCAUGCUGCGCACCCGCAAGGGAGGUGCUGCCACCACACCCUCCAAGGACGCUAACGACAAGGCCGCUCCUGCCGCAUCAGCUCCGGAGAACAAUAGCAGCAGCAACAGCAGCGUCAGUGGCAGCAGCAACAACUCGGCGGAGGGCUCGCCCAGCACUGCGGAUUCCACGCCAGCGCCCACGGCCACGGAAACGGAAACGGAAACGGUGCAGGAGCCACCCAACAGCCAGGCGAUGUACGAGCAGUCGGUGCUAGACAAGGAGAACUCGCUGAUCAACAGCUUCUCCACAAUGAUCAUCGAUGAGAACGCCAAGAACCUGCAGCAGGUGAGCAACGGCAAGUUGCUGGUGGACUUCGAGGGCACCAAUACUGUGAAUACUGUACCGGCAGUGGCCAAUGGCAAUGGUCACAUCGAGAAUGUCAACAACAAGAAUGACAUCAAUCUGCUGCAGGACGCAGUUGCUCCGGUCGCCACCCAACUGAUUGACCUGAGCAUCGAGUCACAAGAUCUACACCUGAACAAUAAUAACAGCUUGCUGACGAGCACAGCGGCAACCACCACGCUAGUCACUGCUGAUAGUCACGAGAAUAAAGAUAUAUCGCUGCUGUGAAUUGGAUGAGGAAAGCAAAACUAAUUGUUUUCUAAACCUAAAUCUUGAUAUAGCUAAAUGUGUGUGGAGUUGGAGUAUUUAUUUAUAGGAUGAGAUCUAUAUAGGAAUGCGAGUGGAGAGUGCGACAAAUUAUGGUUACUAAAAAAACAGGAAAACAUAAAAGCUUAUAAAAACCUAUAUAUUUAAACGUACACAUUAUAUAGAUAGAUCUGAAUCAGAAUCAGAGAGAACGGGGAUAGGAAUGAGACCGAUCCCAAGCGAAUCGUGACGGAGCAGCUGCAAGUUAAAAUUAGUUAAGAACUAAGACAAACCCUAAAUGAGAAAGCGUGAGAGAUGGAGGAGAUCCUCCCCAGAGUUCGGGGAUCGUUUGCGAAGCAAUUCAAUAUCAAAGAAAUCUAUUUGUGAAGCACUACAACUAAGCUAAAAGAAAAGGAAAAGGAACAUUUGAUGCAAUUUUCGACUCGAUUCGAUUCGAUGCGAUGCGUUUCGAUCUAAUUUAAUUACAAACUCGCUUCAAAAGUUGAAAGUGCAUGCUUACAUUGAGUAUAACUUGAGCCAGAGAGCAGGAUAUAAUCGCCUGCGUCGACGUCAAUGCAGCGUAUAUAAUUGAAAAUUAUAUAAAAAUUAGUAGAGACAAACCCCUAGUUUAAACAACAAUGCGAGAUUCUACGGGGCACCAGAUCAAAUUAUGUGUGCCGGGCCCCCAAGCGAGCAAUAAACGUAAUCGAACAUGAAGAUAAAGAUAAAGAUGAAGACGAAGACGCGGUAUCCACAUACCAUUAACCCCAUCCACAUCUACAGCGCCUCACUGCUAGGAGGGCAUCCGCUCCCCCCUUUAUUUUUUUCCCAACUUUGCACAGUUGUUCUGUAAGUUAAGUUUACUACGUUGAGCCAACGAAUCGUGAGGUAUUAUUUAUUAAAAACAAAAACGAAACAAACGAAAAAAAAAUAGGAAAAAAAAAUGAGAGGAAAGGAAAUUCAAUUGAAAUUAUUUGCUGAUACUGUUUGCAGUUAGUCGAGCAGAUAUAGGUAGCCUGUAAACAAAAUAAACAAUUAUAUACACCCACUGUAAUCACAGAUGUCAGUGCUUGAUAUACACAUCUAGUGGAAAUGGCAGUACCAUGCUGUACUUGUUUGUAGUAGGAGUCCAAAAUCUGAUUAUGCUUAUGUCACCUUUUAUUAUAGUAAAGUUCUCUGUAUAUUAUCUAUUUUGCGUCUACGUAUAUAUUUUUUGGUAAACAAUUUUUUAUAUAUAUACACAUUUAUAUUUGUAAUUUGUAUUUAUCCAUGUGCAAAAAUAAAUUAUGAUGAUUAUUUUUUAAAGAGUCGUUCACCUCGAAGCAUGCAUAACAGAUUGUAAAAAAUAAAUCGAUUUAUAUAAAGAUAUAUAUAAAAAAUCAUCCCCAUAGUCUACGAAACUCACACACCCACUUGUAUCUGAGCGAAAGGGCCUUAACAGUUAGUAGGAUGCAUGAUCGAUGCAGAUCGAUUAUAGAACGUUAGCAGACAGAAUCGGAAGGAACACAUACAUUUUCGAGCGUUUCGCAUGCGAAAACCGUUAAUAGAUUAAUAUAUUAUAAUGGCAAUAUGUGUAUGCAACUAAUACGCCCUAACUUCUAGUUAAUUACUGCUUUCCUAUGUUAUAAACCUAAUGGCGAUAUAAUCAAAACAAAAGACAAGCCCACAUAAAACCAAUGUGUAUGCUACCCAACAUAACAAAAUCCUUUAAAGAUCAAGCUGAAUUAUGUAUUUUUAAUAUUAAAUAUCACACAACCCACACAAAAGAAACGAACACGACAAACAGAACAACAAAUUAUACAAGCAAUUCCCCCUAUUUAUUUAGAACCACACUGAAGCACUUAAGAAAUUCGCUUCUUAUCGUAAAACCACAAUUGCAUAAUUUAUACGAUUAAACAAAAUAUAUAUUUAUGUGAAUAAACUGUAACUAAUUCUCAAGGCAAA
Messenger RNA from Drosophila elegans, 5683 nucleotides. RefSeq names its product ensconsin (gene ens). Bases 38 to 3721 code for a protein of 1227 amino acids. The record is from RefSeq and is a predicted model, not a curated record. Lineage: Eukaryota; Metazoa; Arthropoda; Insecta; Diptera; Drosophilidae. Gene Ontology annotation, cellular component: microtubule cytoskeleton. Gene Ontology annotation, biological process: microtubule cytoskeleton organization. The transcript has 15 exons.